CAGUGAAGCAAAACCUCAAAGCUGCUCAGUUUGUCAACAAACAUUUAAAAGGAGAGGUGCAGUGGGUGACGGGCGUCGGCCAUGACAGGCACCUGUCCGUCACUGUGAACGCUCCCAGCAGCCUCAUCAUGGCCACUGUUGAUGAUGCAAAGGGUCAGAUCAACUUUGAGACCGAGGAAACGGAUACCCAGCAGGAGGAGUGUAGCCUCAGUGUUGUAGAGGAGGACCCAGAGCCCCCCCACAUUAAAGAGGAAGAGGAUGAACUCUGGUCCAGUCUGCAGAUAGACCAGGAAGUGGCUGAUACUUACCUCCCUUUCACUUCUGUGAAGAGUGAAGAAGAGGAUGAAGAGAAGGCUCAGUCCUCCUCACCGCUUCAUGAAAUCAAGACUGAGAAUAACCAACAGGUAGAGAAAACAGAAACUGAUGAAGAGGAGUGUGAAGGAUCAGAUCCAGAUGAUCCUUUACAACCAGCUACUCAAUACACAAGUUCACACUCUGAGUACGAGACUGACGACAGUAGAAAUAGGGAGAAACGGCAAGACAAUGAAGUACCCGGAAGUGGCAUUGAGGGGGAUGAUGGGUGUGCUAGAAGCUUUGUGCAUGAGGGGAAUCUGCAGAAACACACUGGAGAGACACUUUAUAGUUGCACCUUCUGUGAUUUCACAUCUGCGAAAAGGUCAGGUUUGACCAAACACCUCGAAGUUCACAGUGAAGCAAAACCUCAAAGCUGCUCAGUUUGUCAACAAACAUUUAAAAGGAGAGGUGAGUUGGUGUCGCACAUGAGAAUCCACUCAGGGGAGAAACCAUUCAGUUGUCCUGUUUGUGGUAAAGGUUUCGCAUACAAGUCUAUUCUGAAUAGACACUAUACUGUCCACACAGGGGAGAGACGAGUCAGCUGCUCAGUUUGUAGUAAAACAUUUGCAACAGGAGACAAUCUGAGAACACACCUGAUCCUCCACACUGGGGAGAAACCAUUCAGUUGUCCUGUUUGUGGUAAAGGUUUCGCAUACAAGUCUCUUCUGAAUAGACACUAUACUGUCCACACAGGGGAGAGACGAGUCAGCUGCUCAGUUUGUAGUAAAACAUUUGCAACAGUAGGCAAUCUGAGAACACACCUGAUCCUCCACACUGGGGAGAAACCAUUCAAGUGUAAGGUUUGUGGAAAAAGAUUCGCCGACGGGUCGAAUCUGAAAAUACACUCAACUGCUCACGAUGGAGAGAAACCAUUCAGUUGCACAGUUUGUGAUAAAAGUUUCACAUACAAGUCAAUUCUGAAUCAACACGUCCACCUCCACACAGGGGAGAAAGAAUUCAGCUGUUCACUUUGUAGUAAAACAUUCGCAACACGUGGCAAUCUGACACAACACUCAACUGUCCACUCCGGGGAGAAACCGUUCAGUUGUACGCUUUGUAGUAAAUCCUUCAACCAAAGAUCAAAUCUGAGAAAACACUUGAUUGUCCACUCGGGGGUGAAACCGUUCAGUUGUACGCUUUGUAGUAAAUCCUUCCCCCACAAAUCAAGUCUGAAAAAACACUUCAUUGUCCACACGGGGGAGAAACCAUUCAGUUGUUCACUUUGUGGAAAACACUUUGCACAAAUGACAAAUCUGACACAACACUCAAUUGUCCACUCCGGCCAGAAACCAUUCAGUUGUACGGUUUGUGGUAAAGGCUUCACCCACAGGUCCAAUCUGAGACAACACGCAUAUGUCCACGCCGAGGAGAAACCAUACAGCUGCUCAGUUUGCAAGACAGGUUUCACUCGGGUGUCCAAAUUAAAUAAACACAAGUGUGCUGGUGAGAGAAGCAAAAUAGAGUGAAGUUGCAGAGAUUUUUUUCACGUUUUGUCUUAAUGCAGAUAUGUUUAAUAGAGUGGUGUAGUGUAGAGUCCUAAAACCCUGAAGUGAGUUAGCAUUUUACCACUUCGUCUCAGAGCCAAUGGGUUUUUUUUAACGUGUUUUCUUAGAGAGCGCCAUGUGUAAUUAUUUGUCUCUCCCUGUCUGCCGCUCACACGCCUGUUCACUCUCCUCUCUGCUUCUCUCCCUGUAUUUCCGCUUCUCUGUUACAAAAAUGCGUCUUCCCUGGACCGCUCUAAGGUGUUGGGUUAUACAUGCUGUGUGAGUUGAGUGUAAAUAAAGAA
Molecule: messenger RNA, 2140 nt
Organism: Gymnodraco acuticeps
Lineage: Eukaryota; Metazoa; Chordata; Actinopteri; Perciformes; Bathydraconidae
Product: gastrula zinc finger protein XlCGF57.1-like
Exons: 3
Coding region: 129-1820 (563 amino acids)
Biological process (GO): regulation of transcription by RNA polymerase II
Cellular component (GO): transcription regulator complex; PcG protein complex
Molecular function (GO): RNA polymerase II cis-regulatory region sequence-specific DNA binding; DNA-binding transcription factor activity, RNA polymerase II-specific
Source: RefSeq, a predicted model, not a curated record